Messenger RNA from Sycon ciliatum, 1126 nucleotides. RefSeq names its product ras-related protein Rap-1b. The record is from RefSeq and is a predicted model, not a curated record. Gene Ontology annotation, molecular function: GDP binding; GTPase activity; GTP binding. Gene Ontology annotation, biological process: Rap protein signal transduction; negative regulation of synaptic vesicle exocytosis; cellular response to cAMP. Bases 188 to 739 code for a protein of 183 amino acids. Lineage: Eukaryota; Metazoa; Porifera; Calcarea; Leucosolenida; Sycettidae. The transcript has 7 exons. Gene Ontology annotation, cellular component: plasma membrane.
UCCCCUCCUCCUAGAUCCUAUGCCUAUGCCUCCUCUGCCAUACUGCACUUUGCGGCUUGUAGUUUUUCUCCGAGAUUCGAUCUCUUCUUUCUUCAUGCUGAAGACGCGCAGUUCAGCUACUGUAUGACUUCUUCACCAAUAAGUAAAAGUUGUGGUCACUCAAUGUUUGCCCACCUUGCACGCCGCCAUGCGUGAAUACAAACUCGUGGUGCUUGGAUCUGGAGGAGUUGGGAAGAGUGCCCUGACUGUCCAGUUUGUUCAGGGAAUCUUCGUAGAGAAGUAUGAUCCCACUAUUGAGGAUUCCUACCGCAAGCAAGUCGAAGUAGACGGAGCACAAUGCAUGUUGGAAAUCCUGGACACAGCUGGAACAGAACAAUUCACGGCUAUGCGUGAUUUGUACAUGAAGAACGGCCAGGGAUUUGCGCUGGUUUACUCUAUCACCGCUCAGUCAACAUUCAACGACCUAAGUGAUCUCCGUGAUCAGAUUCUGCGAGUGAAGGACACAGGAGAUGUUCCAAUGAUUUUGGUUGGUAACAAGUGCGAUCUUGAGGAUGAGCGAGUUGUAAGCAAGGAGCAGGGAGAGGAAUUAGCUCAACAGUUCUCCAGCUGCGCCUUCAUGGAAGCAUCCGCUAAGGCCAAGAUCAAUGUCAGCGAGAUUUUCUGCGAUCUUGUACGGCAAGUCAACAGGAAAAUGCCAGAACCAAAGCGAAGAAGGAAGGGUGCUUGUCUUUUGCUGUAAUUUUUCUGCUCUCUUUAGGCCACACUUUGUUUUUUCUAUGUUUCUCGUCGGCAAAUUUUAACAAAAGGUAUGUGGGCGGGCGAAAAAACAGUAGUGCACUGAACUUUUUUUUUUCUUCCGAAAUUUCUGAAAACCUACGCGGGCGACGACGAGAAACAUAGAAAAACAACGUGUGGCCUUAUAGUACUGCUGGCGAGUACCGCACAAUGUUUCACUUCAGACGACUAGCUUUUAUUGUAUGGCACAAAAAUAUCGCUUCUCAUAAUAAAUAACUGUGUCCAUUCUGGAUUCUGGGUUGGGGUUUCUUUCUAUCUUUUUCUGUCUCACACCUCACGGUGAUCGAUUUGCACAUUGUUUGAUGUUAGAGACAUCAAGUAAAAUACGGUA